Molecule: messenger RNA, 295 nt
Organism: Scutellospora calospora
Lineage: Eukaryota; Fungi; Glomeromycota; Glomeromycetes; Diversisporales; Gigasporaceae
Source: the annotation of a GenBank genome assembly
UAAAAAUUGAAGUUGAUAUUUAUGCAAACUAUCUAAACCGACCAUCAGUAUUUGAAGUUCAAGAUUUCUAUGCUAUUGUUGAGUAUUAUUUAACAUAUGAAUUUGAAGGAUCUAAAGCAAUGUUAGCCUAUAUUCAAUGGACAUCACCUGUUGAAGAAGAUAAUGUUGGUGUAAAAACAUUUAAGCGAUUAGGAACAUAUGUAUUUAUUGAUGCAUUAGCAAUUGACCACUGUGUUGGAUUUAUUGAGAUUGAAAAUUUAUUUUAUAUUGUAGACAAGGAAGUUGAUAAUGAACA